AAUCGUUCAACUCGAAGGGGCCACCUCGGACUCUGUCAGCGCCAUCAUCUCUCACUCUCUCUCUCUCUCUUUCUUAUCCUCACCCUUGUCCAUGCUCUCUCUCUCCCUCCUAUAAUGAGCUCUAUAGCAUCAACUCCAACCCUCAUACACGAACGCGCCCACAAGCAGCUGUUCCGCCCCUUCCCAGCACCUUUAUCAUGGAAGCAAUGGGGCUACAUCCUCGGCAUGCAGGGCGUCCUCGCCAUGUGCAUCAACUUUGGUGCCAACUUUGGAAUCGCCACAGCUAUGUACUCUUCUCAGAAGGACGUUAGGAUGUGGGUGUUUAGCAAGAACACCAUUGCUGGCGACCUCGGCGUCACACCCAUCAUUCAGACGGCGCUGUCGAUGCUUAUCUCCUCUACACUCGUGCACACUGACUUGCACAACGGUAUAAUUCCUCCCCUUCCCUUCGUGUACCCGCACGUCGAGCACCUUCCAGACCCGCGCAUUCUCCUCGACAGGAUUUUCAGGCGCAAGCUCGCGGCGCCUGGCGAAGAGAUUCUCGACGAGAAAACGCAGCAAGCCCGUGGAGGAGUAUCCUUUUACUUCUGGAUGCUCAUCCGCUUCAUCUUCGAGGGCACGGAGCGCAACAUGCUCCUCUCCCGGCCAGGUUUCAAGAACUGGUGGGGACGUCUUCUCUGGACCGCCGCGCAAGGCGCUGGCUUGGGCAUCCUUCUCGGCUUCCCCAUAUGGUGUCUCGCUAUCGUCAUCCUUAGUCCCAUCUACGGCACUGGCAAUCUGGGCAACCGCUGGGCUCCGCAGGCCAUCAAGGGUGUGUACGGCGGCCUAUACGGGUUAUACUCGAACCCCAUUAUUGCGAUGAUUGCGCUAGGCGCCCAGUCGGAGCACCACUUGCUUGUCGUCCCUGUCGAUGAGGAGGCAGGCGUCGCAGGUGUAGCGCCUAAGGCUCCCGAGGCGCCUGCAGCUCCGAUACACACUAUUGCCGAGGAGGAAGACUACACACCUCCCCGAGGCUCUGUUACACCCACGCCGAGUGCGCGCGGCCCAUCCUCACCCUUCACCAGACCUUACCGCCUUGCCUCAACUGGGCACAGCACGCCAGCGCAUUUCCGCGUCGGCGAGCCGCAGCUCACCGAGACGCUGCAGCCUCCACUGCGGCGCACGCGCUCGCGCUCCUCCUCGAUCUCCAAACCGCCUCUUACCUGCAAUGUCGGUGAUUGCCUCCCGCCUCCCGAGACACCGACGCGUGCACCGACACGCCCUCGCGGGCUCACCGUCUCCUCAUACGUCUCAGCCUCGGGUUCCAGCUUUACGUACGCGCUUAGCGCGAACGGUGGCCGCGCCUGCCGCUCCCGUUCCAACACCGUCUCCAGCGUUUCCGGGCUUCCCUCCACGACUGCGCCUUCAACGUCCAUACUCUCCACGUCUGCGCCUUCAGCCUCCAUGCUGUCUACCUCUGCGCCUUCUGGCGCAACGUCAGGCCUUCCCAGCCCCAGUGCGUCUGAUCGCUUGACCGGCACACCUGUACCGCAGCCAGGCUUUGUGCGCUCUCGCGCCGAUUCGGACACGCCUCCUUCCCGGCGCGGAUGGAGAGCGUCACCUUUCGAGACGGGCGGCUCCGAUGUGUUUGGCCCCACCUCGUCCGUCGCGCCGUCGAGUGUCGGCGUAUCCUCCACAGUUGCGACGUUUUACACCGCGCCGACGAGCGUGAGCGUCACGCCCCAGCCUCAGCCCCUUGCCGUGCCAGAAGUGACAAUACAGCGCCCAAGCUUCGACGUCGAUGCCGAAGAGCGGGGUCUGAACGAGCGCACCCCCGACCCGAUCCAGCGCCUCGGCGGGUCCCGUUAAUGUAGCAUAGCCUUUUAGUAGACGGACUAUAAUACUCUUAUCAUGCACCUGACACCGUGUUUCCAAUGUCG
Molecule: messenger RNA, 1919 nt
Organism: Cutaneotrichosporon oleaginosum
Lineage: Eukaryota; Fungi; Basidiomycota; Tremellomycetes; Trichosporonales; Trichosporonaceae
Source: RefSeq, a predicted model, not a curated record